Molecule: messenger RNA, 14764 nt
Organism: Podarcis lilfordi (Lilford's wall lizard)
Lineage: Eukaryota; Metazoa; Chordata; Lepidosauria; Squamata; Lacertidae
Source: the annotation of a GenBank genome assembly
AUGGCUCCAGCACGCGUGUGGCUGCUGCUGCCCCUCCUCCUGCUGGCUUCCCUGCCUGCGCACUUGGGUAGGUGCCUCUCCCGCCCCCGUGGAAGGACCUGGGAAAGAUCUUGGUGGUUUUGCAAGUUGCCGAAGAAUCAGGCUUGCUAAGCGGAGUUGGGCAGGAGCGAGCCCUUUGGUCGCAUGGUUGCAUCCGACUCGCCUCAGAAUCAUAGAAUGGUGGAGUUGGAAGGAACCACUAGGAUCAUCUAGUCCAGGGUUUCCCAAACUUGGAUCGCCAGCUGAUAUUGGACUUCCAACUCCCAUCAUCCCUAUCCUUUAGGACCAGUGGUCAGGGGUGUGGGAACUGUAGUCCAAAGACACCUGGAGACCCAAAUUUGGGGAACCCUGAUAAAGCCCAACCACCUGCAAUGCAGGAAUCUCUUGCCCAGCAUGGGGCUCGAAACCACAACGACUGAGCUGACUGUCUGAAAAGCUAACGUGUAUCCUGUAGGUGGGCGGGACGAAACUGACCAGCAGGAAGGGCCGAGUGUUACUUGGAUGUUUCUGUGCACACCUUGAGGUAGCCCUUAGGUGACAGUCUGUCAUGUCCCUGAGAGUGAAAGCAUUUCCAUUUUAGCUGGUGUUGGACUCAUUAUGAACUACUGGAAUGCGGAAACUGGCCGUGGGACCUGAUGGAGACAACUUUUCUAAAGGAUGCUGCUGGUGCUGCACUACAUUUACUUAUUUUGGUGGUGGCAUGUUUCAUUUGCCACCUCCUGUAGAAAAUGUGUGUCAACAUUUAAGCCUUACAAAAUGUGUUGCAUAAAGAAAGAGGAACCAGCUGUACGUUCUUGCAUAUCUUUUUUUUACCAGUUUAGUUCUUGAAAAGAGGCACUUUCAGUGAUGUAAAUGAUAGCCCAUUUUAGGUUCAGAGACCAUAUUAGGAGAGGUGUUGAUUAUGGCAGGCAUUGCUAUAAUUUGCAGGGAGCUUUUGGGGCCCCUGGAUAUUAGAUUUAUUGGUAUUGAUAUGGGGUCCAUUGGCAAGAAUAAUAGCUCCUUGUUUUUGUAGGCAUCCAGCAGAGGUUCAGUUUUUUUAUUCAGACCUAUGCCAUAACUUGUGUUUACCAAAACUAACUUUAAAGUAAAUAGAGAGCCAUUUUUCAAAAUAAAAUUGAUAAUGUUGUAACCCUUUUUUCUUGGAUUUUGACGCAAGAUAUUUAUCUGCCAUUUGUAACCUCUAGGCUAGGCUACUAAGUAUUUGGCAUGGGGAGCACUAUCCUUGGAGAUUUCAUAAGUAUCAGCUAGUGCAGAAUGGGGCAGGCUGUUGAGUUAUCAGGAACAUGUUAGCAACUUGUGUGCCAUUGGCUCCACCUCCAGGUAGCCUUCUAUUGCAGGAUUCACAAUUCAACCUGGAUGGCGUUUGAGCCUGUGUUUGAGGAUCUUAGUGGUUUGGGCCCAAUGUGUCUUAGAGGCCAGGUGCCCUUUAAAACCAGUUCAGGGCCUCCCUUGACUAUGCUGUCAGUGCCACACGUCCAUAAGGCACAUAUUGACUACCUUGAAGUCUGUUUGGAAACCCCCAUUCAUACUGCUAGAUAGCUAUGUUGGACUGGGCAUUAUUUAUUGUAUUGCGUCUCUGUGAUGCCAACCACAGUAGCUCGCAGUCCAUUUUCAGGUCCAGUUCAAGUGCUGUUUUUCACCUUCAAAACCCUUCAUGUCUUAUGGCUGGACUAUUUAAAGGACUGAGUACUUCCCUAGUACUCAUUAAUUCCAUAAAUUAAUAUAUUCAUUGGAGGGUCUCCUGUAGGUGCCCCCAUAUCUAUGGUGAAGCAAGUAGCUACCAGAGAGAAGGCCUUCUGGGUGGGUCUCUGGAAUCUAGUUUAUUUUUCUUUUAGUAGCAGGAAAGAUGCCUCCUAAUUUCCAUGUAGACAUAGUUUUAAUUCUUCUGGUUGUUUUAUUAUGCUCUUACUACUUUGUAGCUUUUAGCUUUACAAUUUUAUUUGCAUUUUGAUUGUGUGUUUGUUUUUUCUAUUUACUUUCUAUAAACCUCCCUGGGAAUAUGGUUGAAGGAUGCUUAAAAAAUACUUAGAGAUAAAGAGAUGUUUUGAGAUGUUUCGCUACAAUUGAGAUGCUCUGGAUGAUACAGUACUGUGAAACUUUCUUCUGGUGGAGUCCUCCGGGUGUGCUGUAACACAUCUGUGUUUAGACUGGCUUUUUGAUUCAGCUAAGCAUUAGAAAUUGGAAGGAGGCUGGGCUGGAGGGUAUUGUCUGAGGUUCUUCCUGGAAGAAAGUACAUUUGACACAAUACUUUUGUUCCACAGAUUCAUUGGCUGUGAUGUCAGUGGACAUGGGUAGUGAAUCUAUGAAGAUCGCCAUUGUGAAGCCUGGGGUGCCAAUGGAAAUUGUCUUAAACAAGUGAGUGGGCUAAAUAUGUGCUGCAAUGAAUGUGACUGUGGCAACAACUGUUUUGGAGGGCUUGACACAUCAUAGAAUUGUAAAGGUGCUCCAAGGUUCAUCUGGUCCAACCGCUUACAGUGCAGGAAUAAAUCCAUGUCUUAGUGGUGCAAUACAGAAAAUACGGGGCAGCUUCCCAUAGGUGUAACUUCCUUUUGCCAUUACUUAUUGUUCCCUAAUCUCAGAUGUGGUUAUUUAGAAGAGACUCCGAUGUGUUUCUCUUCCCUUGUUCCAGUGCUGAAUCCUGGCGUUGAAAACCAGUUCUACAUUUCUCCAAGAAACCCAGAAGUUAGACCCCAGGAAUCUCUGGGGCAGGGCCAUUGUGCAGUGCACCUGCUUUGCUUGUAGGAGGUCGCAUAUUCAGUCCCAGGCAUCUGCUUAAAUUUAUUAGGUACCAGACGAUUGGAACAGUGUGCCUCUGUCUGAGGCCCUGGAGAACCACUGCAGACCUGAGUCAGAAAUAUUGCUUCAGCUAGAUGAAUAAAUAGCCUAGCCUGGUUGUUAGACAACUUCCUAUCUCCCCAGGAAACAGUUCUAGUUUAACUUUUCUUGUUGUUCUAGGGAAUCUCGGAGAAAAACACCGGUGGCUGUAACUCUAAAGGAGAAUGAGCGCCUCUUUGGUGACAAUGCCGUGGGAAUGGUAAGUCCCUCAGAUGUCCACUCACACAUCCCCUCUGCCUUUUCUAUACUUUGUACCAAGAGUAUUUAUUUGCAUACACAGCUUGUUCUUCUGGGGUCCUGUCUCUGCUGCACCUUCCUCUUUACCCUUUCAGCUUCAAUAACAUGUUCCUCCCCACUGAGAUUUGUUGAAGAGACAGUACUACAAGUCCUCUUUGGCAGGUUAGCUCAUGUUCCAGAGAAGGACUUUUCCAGUGCUGGCAUGCGGUGACUUUUUUGGUUUUGGAAACGGAGGCUCCGAAAUGCCACUUUGGGUAUUUUCAGUAGUUGAGUUGUUGAGGGUUUCUGGCGUGUAUGCCUUUUUAAAAGAAAUUUAUGGGGGAUAGGUGAACAUUCCGGAGGAAUCAGCAUGGUUGUGUGUUUUUCCUGUUUUUUUAAUAGGGCAUCAAGAACCCAAAAGUGGCUUUCCGGUAUUUCCAGGAUCUCCUGGGCAAGCGCAUUGAUAACCCACAAGUGACCAUGUACCAGUCACGGUUCCCAGAACAUGAGCUGGUGAAAGAUGCAAGGAGGGAGACAGUCAGUUUCAAGCUGUCAGAGUACGUUUCCACUUUGAGGUUUGCCACGUGGCACUGCUGAGCAAGAAAGGCUGUGGCAUCUUUCUGUAAGCCACUUUGGGACUACUGCGGCAUAGAUUUGGUUGGCCAAAUGCCAUGGUCAACUCGUAUUUGAUAUGUGCCCUGUUAAGGGGCAAGUGGUAUGUGGAAGUGAUGAGGUCCACUCAUGCUCAAAAGAUGCAUUUCACAGCUGGGAUCAGGAAUUUAGAAUUGAUCAUUCUUGUUCUUCCUUGCAGCAAAUUGCAGUAUACUCCAGAAGAGAUCCUGGGCAUGGUGCUCAACUAUUCUCGGGCACUGGCAGAGGAAUUUGCAGGUUAGAAAUGACUCUUGAGUGUUUGAGGCACAAGAGUUGUCUUUCCUUCUUUGGUCAGCAAGCAUAUGAGUAAAAAUGAAGAGGCACCUGAACCAGGAGCUCACACCAUACCUUCUCCUUAUCUUACAGAACAGCCUGUCAAGGAUGCUGUGAUCACUGUCCCUGCCUACUUCAACCAGGCGGAGAGGAGAGCGGUCCUGCAUGCAGCAAAAAUGGCAGAUCUCAAGGUUUUGCAGCUCAUCAAUGAUAACACAGCUGUGGCUUUGAACUAUGGGGUGUUCCGAAGGAAGGACAUCAACGCUACAGCCCAGGUGCUUGUAACUGGAGGGUGUGUGUGGCUCGGGAGGGGGGAGGUUUUUACCCAGGGCUCAAGCUCAUUGUGCCUCUGUAACCUUACCUAGAAAACACAGGGAAUUUGGGCAGGGCAGUCUUCUUGGUCAAUCAGAGCUGCCUGUUUGAAUCCAAACUUUUAUGUGAAUCCAAACUUUUAUGUACCGGUUCCGCAUUCCCCUAAUUCCAGCUAGCCACAUACACAAGUGAGCAGGGCCCACUCACCUGUCAGUCAUCUGAUAUUACUAUGAAAUCUAGUGAGCAACUUAUCCUUUGUAGCAAGGCAAGCUGUGUUACCAAAGCCAAGCCAAGUUUCAAGUUAGUACCUACUGGCCAAUAGGCAGUGACUCCAAACCUGCUUUCUGCAGGUUUGACUACAGAUUGGCUCUGUGACUUGAGCUUCCUCUGGAGAACUUGGUUGCACAUCCAAUCCACUGGGCUUGGAGUCACCAAGGCCACAGGUGGACACUUGAGGCCUGUUAGAGUUCCACAUGCCUGCUUUGUCUGUCAGUUGAUUGACGUGGACAGGAAGCCUCCCUUGCCAAUGCACAAUCUGGAGCAUUCUUCAGGACUCCCAAUAUAGCAUCUUGUCAGCUGCAUCUUUACCUGUCUCCCACCUGACAUCACACAUGACAUCUGGUGUGGGGCUGGUGGGCAUACUUGGCAGAAAACAGCCUCAUGGGCCAAAUUUGGACCCAUAUUAGGUCUAAUUAGGCCUGCAGGCUGGAGGGCUGACCCACCUCUGGACCAGAUGAACAAACAGUCUGACUAUUAUUAUUAUUAUUAUUAUUAUAUAUCCCACCCAUCUAAUUGGGUUGCCCCAGCCACUCUGACAACUUCAUACUCUUGUAUAUAUUUUUAAGCUUGGAGACUGCUGAUCUGACUUCCCACAGACAUUCAUGUACCAUCCUUCAGACUGUGAUACCUCUGUGCCUGCUGUUGCCUGCUGUCUUUAGCAUUGAUUCUUUCUUGAUUUCCAGAAUAUUAUGUUUUAUGACAUGGGAGCAGGCAGCACUGUGUGUACCAUCGUGACUUACCAAGCAGUGAAAACCAAGGAGUCGGGAACCCAGCCUCAGCUUCAGAUUCGGGGUGUUGGGUAAGAGCUUGAUUCUUGGAAUUAAAUUUGCUAGAGAGUCAGGAGAGAGCAGGAUAUCUGAAGUAGAAAGGUCCAAACUGGGAGGCGUAUUGCACAAAGCAGAAUCAAACAAAUUCAUAAUGGAACAUGUUGGCUAGGUCCUAGCUGGAGUCAACAUGCCUCUCCCCCCCCCCUUCUUUUUAUAGUGAUUUCCUGGGAAUGGCAAAUGUGGAGAGUGCUAUUGCAUUUGUUUCCUAUUUGAUGGUUGCCCAUAAGCCACUGUAAGAUUGGGAUGCUGGAUUUGGAUGGACAUGUGGUCUGAUCUGGCUGCAGGGCUCUUGUGGAAGGAUGUUUAGAAAACCAAAAUCCUGGUUUUGGGGUGGGAGGGAAUAGAGAGAUAUCAAGCUUGUUGAAAGGAGUGGUAGCUGGAGAGGUAGUUGCUGGGCUUCUUUGCAAAGGGGCUGCUGGCUUGAGUAGCUGCUUCCACUGCAUACCUCGUCCUCCUCCUCAGAUUUGAUCGCACACUGGGAGGGCUGGAGAUGGAGCUGCGCCUCCGUGACCAUCUGGCCAAACUCUUCAAUCAGCAAAAUCCAUCAAAGGAUGUCCGGAAAAAUCUCCGGGCCAUGGCCAAGCUGCUAAAGGAAGCCAAUCGCGUGAAAACAGUACUAAGUGCCAAUGCUGACCAUGUGGCGCAGGUAGGUUGUGUGUGUAUCAUUUGGUGUGGCAUAGGUGCAUGGAAAAUGCCUAACCUUCGUAGUCUGCUGUAGUCAAUUGUAAGCAGCUAUCUGCUUACAUGUAGAUGAAAAGCUUCUACAUUUCAUUAAGGUCUUAUCCUGUUUUGAAGGCACAGUAGAAGCAGUUUGGUGGCUUCAGAGAGGAAGUGGUGCAUGUGUCUGUGAGAUAAGAUGCUCUUGGUUUCUCUCCCUAGAUCGAGGGCUUGCUGGAUGACAUUGACUUCAAGGCUAAAGUUUCACGGCAGGAAUUGGAGGAGCUGUGCUCAGAUUUGUUCCAGCGGGUUGCAGGACCUGUGCAGCAGGCGGUCACCAGUGCUGAGAUUGGUUUGGUAAGUGAGGAUGGUUUUGUUACAAGGUCUCUCGUUUUCACCAAACAACGUGAAUUCCACAGCGCAGGCCAUGGUGGGAAGCACUUACUGCUCCUUCCAGGCCACCUACAUCUGUGCAAGCAGAACUCUUAGAUUCAGAAAGUGUAACAGAGUUCAAGCUCAGAGAGUCAGACCUUGUUAUCUUUCCCCAAUUCCCAGAAUGAAAUUGACCAGGUGAUCCUUGUUGGUGGUGCCACUCGUGUCCCAAAAGUGCAGGAAUUUCUGCUAAAGGCAGUUGGCAAGUAAGCAUCAGCCCAGUUUUGGUGGUACUUUCCGCCUCCCACCCCUCAAAAUAUUCUCUGUCCAGAGCAGGGUAGCAUCUAAUCAUUCUUCUGUUGACAACACAGGGAUGAGCUGGGCAAGAACAUCAAUGCAGAUGAAGCAGCUGCAAUGGGCGCUGUCUACCAAGCAGCUGCCUUGAGCAAAGCCUUUAAGGUGAAGCCUUUCAUUGUCCGUGAUGCAGCUGUUUUCCCCAUCCAGGUGAGCUGUGGUUCAUUACCAAGUAUCAGAGUGCUGUGGAUUUCAGGGAGAGGGUUGGUAAAAAGCCUGUCUCGGCAUUCUGUCUCAAGUGCUGAUCUUUGUCCCUUAAUGACAAGACGCCUGUUGGCAUGCAAUUGGCUCUCCCGUGUGGUAGAAUCUGGAAGAGGUACAGUCUGUGCUUUAUCCUCUCCUAACCUUAGGUUGAGUUCACCCGUGAGGUAGAAGAGGAGGAUAAAUCCAAGAGCCUUAAGCACAACCGGCGGAUCCUGUUCCAGCGCAUGGCUCCAUAUCCCCAACGGAAGGUCAUCACCUUCAACCGAUACACAGAUGACUUUGAGUUCCAUGUCAACUACGCAGAUAUGGGCUUUCUGGGUGACAGUGACUUGAAGUGAGUGCAGUUGUGGGUCAGCCACAAAAACAGAACAUGUUGGUUCUUACUUUCCUUUCCCCUUUUGUUAUGGUAGUUACAGCUGCCCGGGAAUUUGGUCUAAGGAGGGAAGAAUUGACGGGGUUUGCUUAAAGAACAAAAGCAAAACAUGUCAGAGGGUGGAAUAGCUGGAUAUUACUCUUUAUUGAAAAUUUGAUUGUUUUGAGGAACUCUUGUAUGUGGUAGCUGGAAGUCCCUUUUACUUAUUUUUGUUAUCUUUUUGUUUAUCUUUCUAUUCUGUUAUUAUUUCCUUAAAUAUUCCUUUUCUUUUCUUUUCUUUUGUUUCUGCUUUGGUCUGGUCUUCUAUUGUAUUUUGAAAAGUCCUAAUAAAACCCUUUUUUUAAAAAAGGCUUAACUUGACUCACGUUCUCAGAGUUUAUGAUUCUGCCUGAACUCAGCUUUAUGUCAGUGGCUACGGCUUUGGGAAUUCAAAUUUGUUCUCGGCUGUUUGAACUUGUGCCCUUGCAGCUGAGUAUCCAGGAAUUAAAAUAUCUAUAUUACUGCCCUUCAGUGUUUCUACAAGGUUUUGUGAUUUCUGUGGUAGAGCUAGAGAAUGGGAACAGAAAGGAGGGGUGGCCAGCCACUGUGCUCACCCAUCCCAAUGUGUGUCCUCGUGUGGUUCCUGCAGAGCUUUCGGGUCCUUGAAUCUCACAAGGGUGAAGCUGCAAGGAGUGGGCGAGAGCUUCAAGAAACAUUUGGAUUAUGAGUCCAAAGGCAUCAAGGCUCAUUUCAACAUGGACGAGAGUGGUGUGCUGAGCCUCGAUCGUGUAAGUACCGCUUCAAUGCCCUUCAUCUCUGGCUCACUUGCUGGACCUUCCAAUCUCAUUCUGCUCCGUGUGUUGUCUCCCAGGUAGAAUCUGUGUUUGAGACUCUGGUGGAGGACAAGCCAGAGGAGGAAUCCACGCUAACAAGUGAGUUGGUUGGGUUGCGGCAACAGCUCUUCUCGUACCAUGUAGGCAGUUUGACUUAAUCUGCCCCUUCCCAGUUUUCAGCAUCAUUUUGAGUGGUUGGAAAUGAGACCUUUCCAACUCUUUGCCCCUCAGCUUUCCCAACCAAGCAAGCUGCAGUUGCAAGGACUGGUUCCUUGGGGUGGGGCCUCUCUGUUCUUGGCUACCUUUUGUAAUCCGGUAUGCUGGAGAAACAAGGCAGUGUACACACCAGGACACUUGGCACUCGGAGACAUGGAGGUUUUACAUUCGUUGAGGGUGUUGUAGUUUUUACAGCUGUAGGGGCAGAGGUGACCCAUGCUAUUUUGCCAGCCGACACCCACCCCAAGAGGCUGCCACAUAGAUUAUGAAGGCUUUCACUAAGCAGACACAAAGAUCUGUCCCUUACCACAGAGGGGAUGGUCAGGUGGCAGACAGAAGCUGGGUUUUCUGUGUGUAGAACCCAAACCUUUCUUAAGUAUGUUUCUUCUUUCGAACAGAGCUUGGGAACACCAUCUCUAGUCUCUUUGGAGGAGGGAGCCCUGUGCCAGAAGCACCUGAAAACUUGACUGAGACUGUUCAGGUGAGCUCUGUUCUGUGGAGAACCUGCCAGCAAGAUGCAGGAUUUGAGCCUAAUACAAAUGUCAGCAGGGACUUGAAAAGGGGUACAAAUAUGAAAAAAGAUCAGGGGUGGAUCCUGGUAUUAGUCUCAAGAGUUCUGUGAACCUGUUCAAUGGCACUUUGUUCUUGGCUAAAACCAUAAUACUUAAGAGUCAGAAGGAUUCCGUGACAAGUGUCUGUCGCAGCAGAGCUUGUAGCUGGACCUGCUGGGUCCCUUCAGAGUCAUGCCUGUCUUGGCUGAAGAAGCCUAGCUGCGCAAGGUUCUUAUAACAUCCUUGGGAAUUUCCCCUCUGUUGCCCAGGAGGAAGAGGAGAGCCAAGCGGAAGCGGGUAAGGAGGACCAGAAGGAUGACAAUGGGGCUGCUAGUGAGGAGGAAGAAAGGCAGCCAACGCCAUCCCCAUCUCAGGAAAAAGCUGCUGAAGAUGCUUCAGCUGAGGACCAACAAGAGGAAGGAAGAGAGAAAUCGGACUCCCAGGUGAGCAAGCAGUGAGCAGGGUCACUGAACAGCCUCCCCCCCCCCUUUUAUCCAAUAGGAGACAAAUGAGAAGGCGUCCAUAGGGGUGAAAUUAUUGUGGGGAACAGUACUUUUUCACGUUUCAAAUCCCCUGAACCACUGUUGUCUACUUAUUGGAGAGGGUGGGAAACUUCCUUUUAAGGUCUGGUGCCUAUGGGGUUGUGUGAGAAUUCUCCUGAAAACUUGGCAUCUACAUGGUUCUGAGCAUGGCUGAAUCCAGGGCCAUUACAAAACCUUUUGCUACCUGAAGCAAAUACGGUGGUUUCCACCAACAACAAAUUGUACAUACAAACUCUGACUGGACCAGCAGUUGAAUUUUUUAUUUCAUUGUUGCCAGUGGAAUAAUGCCCUCCACCAACCCUGAGGGCAACAGUAGUUAUGCAGGUACAGAUCUUACAACAGAAAGAUAUGGCCAGGGAACUCGGAAGGAAUGGGGUUGGUAGGUAGCUGUUACCAGAAGUUAGCACUUGAGGUAGUUGCCUCUCUUCCUAAUGGCAGGGCCGGCCCAGCUUAAAUUUAAAAUUAAAGCAAACCUGUCAAAUGUUGGCUCUAGCUGGUGGCUGAAAACAGCCCCCUGUUAGUCCUGGAAUUGCUCCCAUCUAGGAAGCCCAAGAGAAGACAGAUACUGGGAAGGAUGAAGAGCCUACAAAGAGCCCCGAGGGCAAUGGUGCCAAAGCAGCCGAGGAGGAGGAGAAAAAGCUGAAGCCGCCAAAGAAACAAAAGCUGGUGGAAGAGAUUGCAGUUGAGUUGGAUGUGAAUGAUGUGCCAGAGUUGCUGCCAGAAGAAUUGCAGGACUCCAUUAAGAAGUAGGUGGAUCUUCAGGGCUGCCUCUGCCCCCUAGCUGUGGGCUGGGAUGAGACUGCUUGCAGUCAGUACAUGGUGAUGCUUUUUGUCUUCUCCCAUUCAGAGAAGGUGACCUUGGGUACCUUGUUCUUCCCACCUUUUUCUAACAUCAGGUUGCAAGAAUUGACUGAAAGAGACAUAGCAAAGCAUGAGAGGGAAAAGUCAGCCAAUGGCCUUGAGGCCUUCAUCUUUGAGACUCAGGUAGGUCCUGGGAAAAGGAUCAGAGGGCAUAGAUGGCUUUAGCGGGUUCAUCUUGUUGCCGAUGAUCCCACCCCCAUAAAAUUAUUUCUCUGCUGCCGUAUAAAAGUUGCAGCACUAUUGCAAUUUGAGCUGUAAGAAAAUUUGGAAUAGGUCAGGGAGGCUGCCGUGUCGCCUUUGGCUAAAUUUCUGUCAGGAGGACAAGCGAACAAAGCCUAAGACUCCUGUUUGGUGAAUGUUCCCAUAAGUGACAAGAACUUCAGAGAGAUUGAUUUUGUGUGUGUCUUUUUUACCAGGAUAAGCUACAACAGGAGGAGUAUAAGUUUGUUUCAACAGAAGAAGAGCGAGAGGAAAUUUCCAAGAAGCUGAGCGAAGCUUCCAACUGGAUGGAAGAGGAAGGCUAUACAGCCACAACGAAGGUUGGGGCACCACUUUGAACUGAUAAUAUCUUUUUCAGGGGAAACUUCUCUGUAUUGUUAGGCUAAAGAUUCUCAGAGUGUGUUUCAUGUGGGUUAUCUGGACUACAGUAGUGUCUUUCCCUUGCCAAAAGCAUUUUAGAAUUUUUUGCCAGUAUGUUUUGUCAGAAUCAGAAACGGAAGAAGGUGACUUGCUAUGGUUGAUGAGAACAACUUUAAACUUCCUUGACUGCACUGCCUUCUGGGCAAUGGCAAAAUACUUUGUCAUUCAUAGCUGCAAACAUUGUGCGGGAUUCCCGUGGUCUGCAUGUCUGACCAACCUGCAAGUGUCACACUUGGCUUGUGUGUCCUCUUAACUUUGGGACGGGGGUUUGAACUCCCUGGGAACUGGAUGCCCUAAUAAUAGUUUAGCUGUCACUGUGGAGACUCCAGGGCGGAGUUCUAGUGUGUCUCCAGGCAGGCUCAGUUUGUGGAUGUUUAACCCCUACUUCCUGAAUUUCCAAACCAUCAGUAAUCUUUGCAAGAUGAUAUAUGUGUCCAAGGCAGAAUUUUAGUUUUUUAACUUCUAUUCCAAUUCACAGGAGCUGAAAGAGAGGCUCUCUGAACUGAAGAAGCUGUGUCGGAGCCUUUUCUUCCGUGUGGAGGAGAGAAGGAAGUGGCCAGACCGUCUAGCUACCCUAGAAAGCUUGCUCAAUCACUCCAAUAUUUUCCUCAAGUACGAGCAACCAAGAUGUCUUUAGUAGGAGAGGAGGGGACUUGGGUUGGGGCAGAGGGGAUUGCCUCACUUACACUAGCAGCUGAGAUCAGCACUCUCUGGAACCAAAGGGUGUGCAUGGGGAGCUGUGCAAUGCAGCUGUUUAAAUCUCAGCAAGGCAACCAGGAGACAAAGAAGCAGUUCACUUUCAGUGAAACCGUUUUUGGUUGUACCACACAAAAGUUUUAUUUUAAUAAGCCUUGUUCUCAAGCUGAUAGUGGAACUCAUGGAAGAAUAGCAACCGGUUCCAGUGCUGUAGCGUCCUCUUGCUAAAAGUUAUAUAUGAAAAUGGUCUCCAUUUGUGAGAAGUUGAGUUUCUUAGCAUGGAACGCUAAACUCUUACCCAUGAGAGUUGCUUUCCAAAUCUCUGCUACCUUGAAAGGAAGUAAGGGUGCAUAUCAAGGACACAUGUGCAUGCUGUUGUAAGGGUGUGUUGGAGUUUGCUUUUCUUACGGAGGGCUGGUAUUUUACCGUAGUCAUACAUACUGGGGUUUUUUUCCUUUCCUUGAGCAAUAUAUAUUUUUAUGUAGAACUUCGGAGUUGCUGAUUCCAUGUCUUUGUCACCAAAUAGAAAGGAAAAUUGUUUGAGGCAAAAUAAAUUGGCACUCAUGGUCACUGGGGAAAAAAUCCCGCUUUGUAACCAUCUCCCGAAGUUUCACCUGUUGUCCAUCUCACUUGUUAACAUGGUUGUCAAACUUAGCAGUUGAAAUUAGCUAGAAAUGUUCUAGCGUAGAUAUUUCUGUGCUGCAUCCUGUGUCCCAGUUGUCACUUUUCCUAGAAUAGUAAAGCUGAAGGUGUUGUCUUUAGCAGUUGUUGUUGGCUGCACAGGAGCCAGUUACACCAACUAGAGAGCUUUAAUAUAGUGUGAAAACUGCUUCAGGGCAAGAGGGAGACACAUUUCUCAUUCAUUUUUUUCAGGGGCGCUCGCAUGAUCCCGGAGGCUGAUCAGUUAUUCACAGAGGUGGAGCUAAGCACCUUGGAAAAAGUUAUAAACGAGACAACGGUAAGAAGGGUCACAAGAAGUGCAGAAAAUCUUUUCAGUAUCCAAACUAUGUGCAUUCAUGCAUGUGCACGUCUUGUCCCUUCUGCUCUAGGCUCCAAAAGAUACCCCUUUUGGUCUUUUUACUUAGAAUGUUGUGAUUCAGUUCACAGGUAAACCUAAGAAUCCUGCCAAAAUACAGUAAGCCCACAACUUGUGCUCACUUUAUGGAGUGGGGGGUAUGAACGAAUGAAUGGAUGGUUGUAGAAAUAGGGCUCAGCAGAGGCCAGAUGGAGCUUUUAAGCAGUGAUUAUGCACUGAGUAGUGGAGUUGUGUCAGGUCAGAAGGCCAUUGGCACUUGGUAAUGAACAGCACCAAACAAGGCUGGUCUUAUCAGGUGGAGCCUAAGGAUAAUAUGUUUUCCUGGGUUUGUUUGUUUUAGUUGUGGAAGAAUGAGACCCUGGCAGAACAGACCAAGCUGUCGCCCGCCGAGAAGCCUAUUCUGCUUUCCAAAGACAUUGAGCUGAAGAUUGCAGCUCUGGACAGGGAAGUGCAAUACCUCCUCAACAAAGCCAAGUUUUCAAAGAUCAGGCCCCCCAAGAAGAACACCACAAAAACAGAAGCGGGCAAGAACACCACUGUGCCUCCUGAGGGUGAAAAGGUCAUACCUCCCAAAGAUGAGAAUCAAAAAGGUGAGAAGGUCUCGCAGCAGCAUCAGUAGUCUUCUAAUUCCCCUGUUCAUAUUCCCUGGUGUUUGAAACUAGCCCUGUGGAAGACUGCUUGGUGUAAAAGAGGGUCCUCAGUCUUUGCUGCCUCUUCUAGCCUUUGGUUGGUUGCUCCAUGAGAUGUAUUGUAAAUGGUUCAAAUUUUUCUUGGGUGAUGUGGUGUGCAUCCAGUUUGGUCAUUGCACAUACCUCUGCAACUAUGGAUACCUUUUUUUCUCCUUCCAACCAGAUAAACCAGAAGAUGCUAGCCCAGUCAAAGAACCACCCAUAGAAGAAAAAGCACCACUGGAUGAUGAAUUGGGACCAGACUCUGGUAAGGAAUGAAUCAAUUUAUUUCGAUCACUGAGCAGAACUCUGAUAAGGAAAUAUUGGGCUGAGAGAAUUGGAGUUCCCUAGGCCAUGUGAUUGCUUUUUCUUGGGUUCUCCACAUCAUAGUGGGAAUUCAGGAACCUUUUAUUCUGGAGCCAUGCUAUUGUGGGUGCUAUUGUGGGCCUCAAAUUCACAAUGUGAAACAAUGUAAGGAAACAAGUUAUCCAAAUUACUGUUUUAAUAGCCGUAGUCAAUUCAUACAGUUGAUGCUGGGAAACUCCAUGCCACCCUGGGAAUUGGCUGCAAGACAGGGGGAGACGUGGCUGCUUUCAGAAAAGACACUGGGCACUGUGUUGCUCAAGGGGCACCAAGAGCAUUCCCAACAUUCAGGGAGGGAGGAGAAAAGACAGUAAUACAGAGGGAUGAGCUAUUCCCAGACAAGGCUUGCUCUCUCCUCCUUGCCCUGCCAACCCAGGGGAAGGGUGCUCCUGGCAAAAGCUCCUCCCCAAGUGAUCUCAACAGUCCUGAUGGAGGAAGGGGCCUCAAGAGCAUGUGUAGGGAAUUUAAGUGGCACAAAUGUGUGGGUUUAAACUGCCACAAAACUGAUUGAAUUUUUAUGCAGUAUGCAUCUCAAGGAUGGCAAUGUAUCCCCCCCCCCCAAAUUAACCUUUUCUUACUUCCUGUUUACCUCAUCCCUGCACUGCACGAGAGUUGGCACUGGGAACCUUGAAGAACCAAAUCCCUUUGGAACCGUCCAGGGUUAGGGUUGGGAUUUGUAGAGGUAGCAACCCUUUACUUUUCGAUUCCAAAUGCUCUUCCAUCCGCUAAUAUGUUUGAGUCUCAAACCAUGGCUUUAUCUGCCUGCUCUUGCGUUCUAACCCUGCUACCCUGUUGCUGUUGCAGGAAUUUUUCUUACUCUUUGUGUAUCUGAACAUGUUUCCCCGGUACUAUCGUGAUUUGGAAAGUUGUUGUCCAUGCUGCACAGUUUUGAUUCAUUACGGUUUUUCUGCUCUUGCUCUUUUCAGGGCCACAAACUGACAAGAGGUCGGAAACAAGGGAAGACACCAGAACCAAUGAUGAAUUAUAA